GUGAUAUAUUCUACCUGAUAUUGGUCUUGUUUCAUUUCCCCUCCAAAUGAUUUCUAUGAGUCCCACGCUGUCUGUGUACAAGGUAGUUUGGGAGUGCGCCUUGCCCUCCACCUUUUGAGUUUCGUACCAAGCAACGAUCCUACAAGUUGCGUGUUGAUUGAUGAUGAGACAAGGACGGAGCAUUGACUUCACUUCUUGACGGAACACAAUGCAUUACAAAACACUUGAUUUCCUGUUGUUCUCAUCCUAUGGCGAACCAUAAGCUCAACGUUUUGGCCUAUGAUCUAACUUUUCUUUGCUUUUCUAUAUUCCCAUCUCUCAUUUCAACUCAAAUGAUGCUCACUCUAGGCAGCAACACAGGCCUAUAUUAGGUAGGUAGAUCUCCCCUGCCUGCCGCGCUUUGCUUUAUUAUAUUCUUCCAUAAGCCAAAGAACACAGACGUCACAAAGUUGCUGCAGCUCAUUCAGGGUCUGUGAAGAUGAAAUUUCCGUUCUGGAUCAACCUUGUCCGAAAAUGGUCAUCAUCGCGCCGACUUCCUGUCACCCUGGAUGUACAAACGAGCAGUCUUCAUAAUGACAAAACCGUGAAGGCUGCUGCAGUAGCACAACAGGACCAUGAUGAGCUAUGCUCUCUCCUCGAUCUUCCCAACGAAUGAAUCCUCGCGAUUGCUAGUCAUCUGAGCCUGGAGAGUCUGCUCCUACUGAGUAUUUCGUGUCGACGGCUUCAUGUGCUUCUCAACUUUUCAUUCGACAUGGCACUUGAUAUGGACAAAGCCAGAAAGGUGCAAUUUCUGCAACUUCUCGAAAUCGAUCUCCCAGAAUAUCUAACAUGUCGCCACUGCGCCCGGCUCUUUCUCUGGCGAAGAAGGAUAGAGGGCCCACAAACAUGUCCGUGCUUCAAGCCCUUCCUGUGCGACCCUUCGUAUCGGCUAGGGUCAACUGACCAGGCUCUCAUAGAGGGAAAAUCAGCUCAUCUGGAUCUGGGUCCUGAGCUGGUCGACCUACUCUUGAGGGCCCAUGAGUACGGGCCUCUUUAUGGUCUGCCUGUAUCUUUCUUGAACGUAAACCAGAUUAUUCUGGACAGAUUAUUUCGAACACACGAGGCACGCUUGGUGGAUGGUCAGCUCCUUUCGGCCACUCGGAUAGGAGGGGAGGUAGAUCUAAGAGAAGAAAUGUGCGUACUGAACAGCAUGUUUGUCAAUGGCGGAUGAAAUCAUCUGUGCGGGACACUCAGUCGGGUUAUGUUUCAGACCGCGACAUUCGAGGAAGGCAUCCUUGCAAUGACGAUAGGCUCGGAGAGGUCCGAUGUGUUCAAGUGUGACAUGUGUGAAACCGACUACCAACUACAGUCGAUAAGGCUUACUGCGAUUCGGGCAAAACUUGUCCUGGAAUGCUGGAAACAAUUUGGUCGGCAACACGCAGACACGAUUUCUACCAAGCAGUUGUUUCAAUUCAAAGCAUUGCAACUUGAUGCUGAUGCAGUAUCGCAGAGGGAUGUGCGAGCAAUCUUUGAGUCAACAAUGGGCCAAGUAUGAGUACUUGUACAGGGAAACUGUCAAAGGCAGCUCCGAAACGAUUCGGCAGGAAUACUGGGAGUCCAUAGAUUAUCGCUCACAGGUUCGCAACCCAUCCAAGCACUAUGCUGUUUCCCGCAGUCUUGAACGGGUUUUACCACGGACCUGAGUGCACAAGAGAAGGCUUACGCCACGACACUGAUCUUGAAGAAGAAAUGGGAAGCUAGCGACCGGUCUUUACGGAGUGCCCAGGAUGUCGAUGAGGAACAAAAGCAGGAGGUCGUUCAUGAAGUGGAAUUGGGAAGGGACGUCGGGAAUGGCGUCAAAGUUAAGCCUGAAAGCCCUCUCUUGGUUCGAUACUAUUGCCUCUCGUCGAGACGGGGAUGACAACCACACUUCAAGACAGCCUGUACCCAGCAUUUAAAAUCUUGACUUACACCAGGCUUACUGGUGAACACCUCCGGCACAAAUGGCCCUUCUAUGUUGUCGUCACAGUUGACUUGAUACGCACAGUCAUGUCGCCCAAGAAGCCCUCCCAAGAUGGAUUCCUCCGACUAGUGCAAUGCGUUUUGGAAAGCCAAAUAUCGUAACACCUAGCAGUCAUCAAUUUCCCAAGAAGCGAACGUCUUUCAAUGAUCCAUCAGAAAAAGUAAGGACACGUCACCCUAUCUCUCAUCAAAGCGAAGACGUCAAAGCAAUGAAACCAUUUGACUCCAUGUCCGUGUAUAGAGUCACCAAGAGUGCAAAGUAUGGCAGUCUCGGUACUGAUACCAUGGCCGUUCUCAAUCCAUUCGAGGCCCGAUUGUACUUCUACCGCAUUAAAGGAGUACCACCUGCUUUGCACGGAAUCACCGGUCUCUGGGAUGGCGAGCGACCUCUGCCCACUCGAGACUCAAAUUGAUAGUGACAACUUCUCGUUUCGCCUAACGUAUCUGGAAAACCAGCGCUAUCACUCGGAAUAAACCCGUUGGGCCCACCCGUUCUGACCGGUGGGCUGGUGACGGUGGCUUUAGGUCAGUCACCUACAGUAC
Molecule: messenger RNA, 2544 nt
Organism: Exophiala oligosperma
Lineage: Eukaryota; Fungi; Ascomycota; Eurotiomycetes; Chaetothyriales; Herpotrichiellaceae
Exons: 2
Coding region: 752-1210 (152 amino acids)
Source: RefSeq, a predicted model, not a curated record